AAAGACAAGAAAUUCAUUAUCCAAAAGAGGAUGCAUUAUCACGUAAUCCCCUUAUGAAUUUAUCAAGUCUUUCUAUACUACUUACAAAUAAAACUAGUUUAACGUUAUCCCAUGAACAUACUACUGAUACUAUCCCUUUAUUGCUUAAAUUCGGGUUUAUCAGAUAAAAAAGUGGGACUGGAAGUUUUUGACUCAGAAAAUGUACCAGUAUUUGACAUUAAAAAGGAGAAAUUUUUCCUAGCUGGUGUUUUAAAUAAAACAUGGGAUGGACCAUACCAUUAUGAUGGAUUAAUCGGUAGUAUGCUUACUAUACCAUGCGUAACAAGUAGCAAUGGUAUAAAUAGAGUGAACGUAGUAAGAAGUAAUGCAGUUGAAAAAAGAAAAGCAUGGGCUGUGUUAUGGGUUCAUCAGUUAUGGACAAAUGUGAUUGAUCCAUGGUUAGGAGAUGGAAGACGUAGUUACGAUCCCCUAGAAGUUAACCAAUGGAGUCCACAUAAUAUUCAGAGUUCAAUAAGUCAGUCGCGUUUAGCUAUAGUGGAUACAGAUGCAACAGAUACUGGGGUUUAUGCAUGUAUAAUGGUUACAUAUCCGAUUGAAGAUGGUUAUUCACCAGUCUAUUUAAAGCAAGCUGAACUGAUGAGUAUUCAUUUCGUACGCAUUCAUUCGAAUCUGGUUGUAGCACCAGGAUGUAAUGAACUUGAUGAAUCAGAAGAAAAUCAUUGCAAAAGUGGAUUCGAACAAUGGACAUUUAAUGUUUACUAUCCAACUAGUGGAUGGACGGGAGACAUAUUAUUUCAAGCACCGUGUAAUGCAGAUCUAUUUCUAACAGCACUAAGUAUGAGUGGUGUAGAUCCAACAUUUUGGAGCGUUGGUUGGCAAUUUAUACCAUACGGUCAGAUUGAUAAUUCAAAAGUGGUUGAAACCGGUAGUGAUUCAGAUAUCAAAUGGAUUCAUCCCGUUCAUAUAUGCUUAGAUGGUUCACCUGUGCCCUGUCCAUUAUCGAGUGAAUUUCUUGAUAAUGUCACUAAAGUGAAUGGUUAUGACUUAUCAUCUGCACACAUUCGUGCUUCAAACCAUUGGAGGGCUCGUUGGUUAGCAUUAACUGACUCUGUACAACAAUAUUCCGGUUCAUGGCAAUGCUGGAUUCAAGGAUUAGCCAUCACUAGUCAUUCAGUUACAACACCUUUCCCUGUUCGUUGGUUAACCAAUGAGGUGCAUGUAAGAAUAAUACCGCGAAAAUAUAUGUGGACAACAAUUCAAUUGUGGCGGGUAGUUGCUUUAAUCAUGGGACCAUUAAACAUUCUUCUCAUCUUUAUAAUAUUCGCAGUUGGAUGGUAUUCAGCAUAUAAUUAUCGGAAUAAAAUGAAACAAUCAACUACUCCAUUUAAUGUAAAGAAGAAAUUCUCGUUUACUCAACAACACCUUGAUGAUUAUGAAAAUGCCGAACAACAACAAUUAUUACAAACACCAGCUAACUACCUUGAUCAAUUCCUUCAAAAAUCUGGCAUUCGAUCAUAUCAAGAGUAUUAUCUUAGCAAGAAGGACUAAAUGGGUCUAAUAUGAUUUUAGUUUGUUUUUAAAGUGCAUUUUAGAAUGACAAAUUAGGUAAACGAAAAUUCAUGAUGCCCGUAUUAACCUAUGCAACACUUUCAAGUGAUUAGUAUAGUUUUACAGUUACAUUAUGAAUUUAAAAACCAUUAAAUGACAAUUAUUUGUUGA
Messenger RNA from Heterobilharzia americana, 1719 nucleotides. Lineage: Eukaryota; Metazoa; Platyhelminthes; Trematoda; Strigeidida; Schistosomatidae. The record is from the annotation of a GenBank genome assembly.